AUGGUGUCUGCUGGAGAAUUAGAAACUGGGACUGGUUGCAGUAGAGUUUGUGCAGAGCUGGUAGAAGAAGAAGAGAGGUUUCGAGUGAGAUAUGGCGACAGGAUAUGGUUGAGGGGCUUGUCAUUGAUGCAGAACUGUCGUUUCGAAUGA
This is a messenger RNA of Serpula lacrymans var. lacrymans S7.9, 150 nucleotides long. RefSeq lists its product as uncharacterized. The transcript has a single exon. Bases 1 to 150 code for a protein of 49 amino acids. NCBI's taxonomy places the organism in Eukaryota, Fungi, Basidiomycota, Agaricomycetes, Boletales, Serpulaceae. The record is from RefSeq and is a predicted model, not a curated record.